AUGGCAGCCCAGGAAGAUUUGGUCAUUGCCUCCGCGCGGAAUAAUUCACAAUCAAUCGGGAUGGUACCUGCCCCUACAAUCGCCUCGCCGGUGGCCUCCUUUCCGCCUCUACAACUCGAUAUGGCCGUCGACCUGACCCCCACGAUCGCAAUCGAUCCCAUUGCCUUGAUCACCACCGAAUGUAUAACAAUUACCUCGGCUAUGCGUAAGCAUGCACGCUGGGCACAAUCCUCGGUCUCAGCCAUUCUCGGGGGAGGCGCCUCUCGAACGCAAGAGAAGGAAAUACAACGGUCGGGCUCUCAGAGUCGUCGAGGAGGAGGGAAAGGUCCUGGCCCUGUCAUCUCUGACCCCGGGAAAGCCAGGCUGGUUGUGCCUAAUGCCUCGGACGAUGAAAACGCCAGUCUGGCCAGUCGAUGGGGUCUGCGUGGGAAGAAGGGAAAGAGCAUGCAGGACAAUCCACUUCUCACGGCUUUUGCCCGCUUGAGGAGAGAUCUCGCUGGUUGCAGAGACGUUUCGACUGUUGAUGCACCGGAGCUACUGCAUCCGUUUCUGCAGGUCAUCAGAAGCUCGUCGACGAGUGCGACGAUUACGAGUCUCGCCGUCAUCUCCAUUACCAAGUUUCUGUCCUACAAUAUCAUCUCCAUCAAGAGUCCGAGGAUCGCUUUGGCUAUGCAUCUACUGAGUGCGGCCAUUACACACUGUCGUUUUGAAGCUAGCGACACAUCGGCCGACGAGGUUGUGUUGCUACGGAUCUUGAGGUUGAUGGAAAGCGUGAUUUCGAGACCAGAAGGCCAACUACUAGGUGAUGAAAGCAUUUGCGAGAUGAUGAGCACGGGAUUGAGCAUGUGCUGUCAGGCCCGCCUGUCCGAAGUGCUCAGGAGGUCCGCGGAGAUGGCCAUGGUCACGAUGUGCCAGGUCGUCUUUACCAGACUGAAGUUUUUGAACAUCGAGGAAGUCCCACAGACUAGAAGUCGGUCGAACACCAAAGUUACUCUUUCUGGUACCGGCGAAGACCUGAAGAUUGAGCCUCCCAUGUCUGGCAGCGUCAUGGGCAACGGUGAACUUGAGCGUCCAAGUGUCGACGUCGAAGGUCGGUCUAGCGCCGAACCUGGUGCGGAACCAAGAGAUCCUUCCGCUGUUCCUCAGACGACAGUACCAGCAACUGCGGAGGACGAGUUUGAGAACGUGGAACCUUACUCUUUGCCUUCUAUCAAGGAGCUGUUCAGAGUGUUGAUUGGCCUGCUCAAUCCACACGAUAGAACGCAUACUGAUCCCAUGCGGAUCAUGGCACUGAGGAUUAUUGAUGUUGCUUUGGAAGUUGCAGGGCCUUCUAUAGCUCGACAACCCACCCUUGCCGUAUUUGUGCAAGAUGACCUUUGUCAACAUCUCUUCCAACUUGUUCGGUCGGACAAUUUGUUCCUUCUAGACAGCUCUCUGCGUGUUGCGGGCACAUUACUCGCAACCUGCCGUCAACUGCUGAAACUACAGCAGGAACUAUUUUUAUCAUACUUGGUGGCAUGUCUACACCCCCGUGUCGACAUUCCACAGGAGCCAGGAAUUGAUCCAUCGCUAUACGAGGGUGUCCCCUCAGCUCCGAAAUUGGUUAAGCCAUCUCCUUCUCAACCCCCUAGUAGGGCGGCCACUCCUGUACCGGUACAGGAUAGGAAGAGGUUGGGGCUUGAAGGGGGGACUAGAAGGCCAGAAGCCCGGGAGGCCAUGGUUGAGGCGGUUGGGACAUUGGUGCGGAUGCCGACAUUCAUGGUCGAGCUUUUCUUGAAUUAUGAUUGUGACGUCGACAGACAAGAUCUUUGUGAAGACAUGGUUGGACUACUCUCGAGAAACGCAUUUCCUGACUCGGCAACGUGGAGCACAACCAAUGUUCCACCGUUAUGUCUCGAUUCUUUGCUGAACUUUGUAUCAUUCAUGGCUGACAGGCUUCAUCAACCUAUACCAGAAGGCACGAAAGAAAGGGUAGAAAAGAUACAAAAGCAAAGGAUACAGAAGAAAAUCAUCAAGAUCGGUGCUACAAAAUUCAAUGACGACCCGAAGGCAGGUGUAGCCUUCUUGGUGAAGAACGGAAUUAUCAAGGACCCAGAUGAUCCAUUGCAGAUUGCACAUUUCCUAAAAGGAACUUCCCAAGUUUCCAAGAAGGUUCUCGGAGACUUCAUUACCAAGAAAUCCAAUACGCGGCUGUUGACGGCGUUUAUUGGUCUCUUCAAGUUCGAGGACAAGCGAAUUGACGAAGCGUUGCGAGAGAUUCUUGGAACUUUCCGCCUGCCAGGAGAAUCUGCAUUGAUUGAGCGAAUUAUCAACACGUUCACCGAGAAGUACUGCGAAGAGGUGGCUCCUGAAGAGAUAGCGGACAAGGAUGCUGCUUUUGUUCUUUCAUACGCGGUCAUCAUGCUGAACACCGAUCUCUAUAACCCCAAUCACAAGGGUCAGAAGCGAAUGACAGCGGAAGACUUCGGAAGGAAUCUUCGUGGAGUCAACGCUGGAAAGGAUUUCUCCCCGGAACUUCUCCAGGACAUUUACGACGCAAUCAAGGAGAAUGAGAUCAUACUUCCGGAUGAACACGACAAUCAACACGCUUUCGAGUAUGCUUGGAAGGAGCUGUUGAUGAAGACCACCGAUGCCGGAAUGCUCGAAUUGUGCGACACAAAUGCCUUUGAUGCAGAAAUGUUUAAAGCGACUUGGAAGCCCAUUGUUGCAACGCUAUGCUACGUAUUCAUGUCGGCCUCGGACGAUGCAGUUUUCUCCCGUGUGGUCGUCGGUUUCGAUCAAUGCGCUCAAAUCGCAGCCAAAUACGGCGUCACCGAGGCUUUCGAUCGGAUCAUCUACAGCAUCAGCCAGAUCAGUGGUCUAGCAGCCGAGAUUCCUCCAAGCACAUCACUCAACACUGAGGUUCAAGUUGGAAAGAAGAGGAUUAUGGUCAGCGAAAUGGCCGUGCGUCUCGGACGGGAUUUCAAAGCACAGCUGUCUACCGUUCUCCUAUUCAGAAUUCUAUCCGGCAAUGAAGAUGCAAUAAGCGGGACGUGGAUCUAUAUCGUGAGGAUUCUACGGAACCUGUUCGUUAAUUCAUUGAUCACUUUACCAACGAUUGAGGGGAGUCGGCUUUCAGCUCUCGAUUCCAUUCCACUGCAACCACCCUCACAGGUCAUCGAUAGAGACGGAAGGCUGGGCGAUAGUGGCAUCUUUUCGACCUUCACAUCCUACCUCUCCAGCUAUGCUGCUGAUGAUCCACCAGAGCCUUCUGAAGAGGAGCUUGAGAAUACGCUCAGUUCUGUUGACUGCGUUACAGCAUGUAACGUCGAUGGUGUUUUACGACACAUUGCUGCUUUACCCACGGCUCAGAUCAAGACUCUGGUAGCAGCACUUCUUUCACAGGUGGAGGACUCAACUCCAGUUGUCACUGUUAAACCAGAGCGUCCGAUCCCUGUAACCGCCCGGGUGAAUGGACAUCGCAUGCCAAAGGCUGGGCCAGAAUAUGACCCCGGUACAGUGUUUCUUCUUGAGUAUGCGACCCUACUCACACUGAGGGACGAGGGGACGAUAGCUGCAGCCGGUGAAGGUUUGACUGGGACGCUUCAAAAUUAUGUACGAGAUGCCGCCAAUCUACAUCCUCUCGCGGCCUCCAGAAUUGUUCAUUAUUUGCUGGAGUUGUUACGGCACAGCUAUACCAACGAUUUCAUGCGGGCACCGGUGGUCAUGCAUGCUAUCUCCAGUUUCGACGACAAUGUAUUAGACCGGACAGCAGCCACUGUUAUGCAAGGUCUCGCGCGCAUCAUAUCGCAACCCGAUCCUCUACGCAACGAAGUCACCAAAUCACCAGACUUCUGGUCCACCCUUCAAAGACUUCAUCAGCACAAGACCGAAGCUGAGCAUGUCUUCGAAAUCUUGACCACACUAGCCACUGCUCGACCAUCAGCCCUGACGGCUGACAACUACGAAGCCACAAUCGCGCUCGCCAACGACUUCGCUUCCGCCGGCUCCAUCGGAUCGAUCCAGGAGAAGCGAAAGGACUUCGCCGCCAAGCGCGGUCAUCAAGCCAAACCUGCCCGACCCGAAGACCUCGUCGUCGUCCAACGGGCCAUCAAAGCCAUCAGCUUGAUCUACCAACUCACAGACCUAACCCCAACGCUCAUCUCACAAUCCCAUCUCGAGCGUCAAGAAGCAUGGGCAGCAGACUGGAGCCCGGUCUUCCGGGCCCUCUGCGCGCAAUGCGUCAAUCCCUGCCGCGAAGUCCGUCAUCGCGCACUAUCCGCCCUCCAACGCGUCCUCCUCGCCGACACCGUCGCAGACCACGAAUCUCACACCGAGUGGACCGCCAUCUUCGACGAAGUGCUCUUUCCACUAACACUCCGUCUCCUCAAGCCCGAGAUCUACCAGCUCGACCCGCUCGGCAUGAACGACACACGCGCACAGGCCGCGAGCAUCCUGUGUAAGAUCUUCCUGCGCUAUCUCGACAGACUUGCGGGCUGUGGCCGCCUGCCAGACGUGUGGGUCAAGGUCCUUGAGCUGUUGGAUCGUCUCAUGAAUGCCGGAACCGAGACGGAUGCGCUGGCCGAGGCCGUCAGAGAGGGUGUCAAAAAUGUGCUACUUGUUAUGGAUGAUACGGGCUAUUUGGGCCGUGAUGGCACUCCCGCUGCUGGUAUUGAGCUGCCGCGCGGUGAGGUGUCUGUGCCUACGAGAGGUGGCGAUGGCGCCGAUGACGAGCCAGAAGACGGGGAUGGGGAUGAUGGAGAAGACGAAUCUGGAGAGGAACGUCAAGAAAAGCAGAAGAAGAAAGACGGCCAACCGGCCAAGAUCGAGGUCUGGGCCGAGACAAACAGGCGCCUGGAUAGAUUCCUGCCUGGGCUCAUCGAGGAGUUGUUCCCUGCCCCGAAACCUGACCUCGCUCCUGCGGUUGACGCUAACCCCCAACCUCCAGUAUCUGAAAGGACACAGGCGGUGGCAGAAGAAGGAGAUUCUGCUGCCACAGCACAGCCGAGUGCAAUUCCUCUGCGUGGGAGUUCAGGCCGUUAG
This is a messenger RNA of Exophiala bonariae, 5022 nucleotides long. RefSeq lists its product as uncharacterized. The record is from RefSeq and is a predicted model, not a curated record. Gene Ontology annotation, biological process: regulation of ARF protein signal transduction. The coding region runs from base 1 to 5022 and encodes 1673 amino acids. Gene Ontology annotation, molecular function: guanyl-nucleotide exchange factor activity. Lineage: Eukaryota; Fungi; Ascomycota; Eurotiomycetes; Chaetothyriales; Herpotrichiellaceae. The transcript has 2 exons.